AUGUCUCCAUCGAAUAACGCAAAUAUCAAGCCGCCCCAAGUUCUAAUUGUAGGUGCCGGCCUGGCAGGCCUCCUCGCCAUUGCCCUUCAAAAGGCCAACAUCCCCUUUGAGAUCUAUGAACGAUCCAAGUUUGUUCGUCCUCUCGGUGGAAUUAUGGCACUCAAUGCAGGAAUCUUCCCUGCGCUGGAGCAACUCGGCGUGUACGAGGAGCUCUUGGAGAUCUCUAUCCCGAGUGCCGGAUUUAAUAUCUACAGUGGCGACAUGUCCACGAUUGCAUUGCUGAAGAUCAAAGGCGAGAAAGAACUGUAA
Molecule: messenger RNA, 309 nt
Organism: Linnemannia hyalina
Lineage: Eukaryota; Fungi; Mortierellomycota; Mortierellomycetes; Mortierellales; Mortierellaceae
Source: the annotation of a GenBank genome assembly